Molecule: messenger RNA, 2262 nt
Organism: Papilio polytes (common Mormon)
Lineage: Eukaryota; Metazoa; Arthropoda; Insecta; Lepidoptera; Papilionidae
Gene: Tps1
Product: alpha,alpha-trehalose-phosphate synthase [UDP-forming]
Exons: 8
Coding region: 763-2244 (493 amino acids)
Biological process (GO): trehalose biosynthetic process
Cellular component (GO): alpha,alpha-trehalose-phosphate synthase complex (UDP-forming); cytosol
Molecular function (GO): catalytic activity
Source: RefSeq, a predicted model, not a curated record
CACUAUAACAGUCUUAUGUAGCCAAUCACUGGCAAAUUACUCCAAAAAUAGAAUAAUUAAAAUCUUUUUAUGUAAUACAUACUUAAGUUAAUCGUACUAAUAUGUAGAAAAAAACUUAAUUGUUAUUCGGAUUUUUCUUUUAGAAAAAGACCGAUAGAAAUCGGCAAGGGCAUAGAUAAGUUAAUUGAGCCAAAUGUUGCAAUAAGCAAAAUUGCAAGCACAGAAAAAGACUACGUCUAAAUGGAAAACGUUUUAUCUUAACUUGAAUGUGCCUUCUCAUAAGGCAUUGGAAAUAUCUAGAAUUAUCAUAAAUGUAUCUAUGAAGGUAACAAAAUAUAGUAUUGUUAAAUGGAUUAGUCUGUGAAAGCUAGCGCGCGCACAUUUAAAAAAAUUGCGAGUUACGGAUAAGAUGCGAGACAAGCCUCGAGCGGGCACAAGGCAGUAGUGAUAACCCCUGCACAUCGGCUGAGACCUCCGACAUCGUCAGCCGCAAGUGAGACCCUUUUGCGACGCGUCUCGCGUAAUCUAUAAAGCCGACCGGGACACACAAAAGAAACAGUCCGCACUCGAUCUCGGCCGAUGAUGCUUUGUUAAUAAACGAGAUUUUUUUUUAAUAUAAAAUAAUCACUUGCAAUGUCACACCGUAAAGCACUAAGACAGUGAAUUUAGAGCGAAUAAUUUAAAAAUCCCACCACUUUGUAUGCGCAUGCGUUUGGACUGCGCUGUGAUUGGACGUGUAGAGGAACGUACCGAAAAAAAAACAUGAGUGUAACCAGUAAUUGUGUCAGUCGCUCGACGUGCAAUAGCAAGGGCAGCAUGAUUGUUGUGUCGAAUCGCCUGCCUUUUGUGUUAAAGAGAAAUGACAAAACUGGUGAAUUAGAGAGAAAAGCCAGCGCCGGCGGUCUCGUUACCGCUGUAGCGCCGGUUGUGAUACGCGGGAAAGGCAUCUGGGUGGGCUGGCCUGGCAUCCACCUCGACAACCCUAAUGAAAAGAUACCGGAAUCCGACCCUAAUGAUAAGACACCCACCGCAGGAUUACUGUCUAGUAAGAGUACAGCUCUAUGGAUGGAUAGAUGGAUGUUUGAUAGUUACUACAACGGAUGUUGCAAUGGCACCUUCUGGCCGCUGUUCCACUCGAUGCCGGAUCGCGCGACCUUCAUCGGCGACAACUGGAAGGCGUAUAUCAAGAUCAAUGAGGAGUUCGCGGACAAGACGGUGCAUGCUUUGCAUCUGCUGCAACAGGAGAGCAAAGACAAGCCAUGCUCGCCCCCCAUCGUCUGGGUGCACGACUACCACCUUAUGCUUGCCGCUAAUUGGAUCAGGCAGCGUGUGGAAGAAGACGAUUUAAAAUGCAAGCUAGCCUUCUUCCUCCACAUACCAUUCCCGCCGUGGGACAUAUUUCGUCUAUUCCCUUGGUCCGACGAGGUCUUGCAAGGCAUACUAGGAUGCGACAUGGUCGGUUUUCACAUUACCGACUACUGCUUAAACUUCAUUGACUGUUGCCAACGAAACUUGGGUUGUCGUGUGGACAGAAAGAACCUGCUGGUGGAGCUCGGCGGCCGGACCAUCUGCGUGAGGCCGCUGCCCAUCGGCGUGCCCUUCGACAGAUUCGUCCAACUGGCACAGAACGCCAAGGCGGUCCUGUCGACCAGUCAGAAAGUCAUCCUCGGAGUCGACAGACUGGAUUACACCAAGGGUCUGGUUCAUCGACUGAAAGCGUUCGAACGGUUGCUGGAAAAGCAUCCCGAACACAUCGAGAAAGUCGUCCUGCUGCAAAUCUCGGUGCCGUCGAGAACCGACGUCAAGGAGUACCAGGAUCUCAAGGAGGAGAUGGAUCAGUUAGUCGGCAGGAUUAAUGGAAGAUUCACCACUCCCAAUUGGUCUCCGAUCAGGUACAUUUACGGAUGCGUGGGCCAGGACGAGCUGGCGGCGUUCUACCGCGACGCGGCGGUGGCGCUGGUGACGCCGCUGCGCGACGGCAUGAACCUGGUGGCGAAGGAGUUCGUGGCGUGUCAGAUCAACAAGCCGCCCGGCGUGCUCAUCGUGUCGCCCUUCGCCGGCGCGGGGGAGAUGAUGCACGAGGGUUUGUUCCAGGUGGGGAUAGAAGGUAUAACGUACGCCGGUAACCACGGCCUGGAGAUCCUGCACCCCGACGGCAGCAAGUUCGUGCACCCCAUGCCCAUGGAGCUGCAGGACAAAGUGGUGGACCUGCUCAAGUCGCUGCAAGAACAAGUAAAAAUAUGAUCAUUUCCUAUCUUUACC